AUGAAUGGCAAUACGAACGGUUCGUUCAAUAUGAACCUCCAGAAUGCCUCCCCUUCUAUGGCCCAGCUCCAUAACCAGUAUUCUUCGCCAAUGAUGCAUCCCCAGCAGCAUCCUUCCGGCCGUAAUAUGCCCCAGGCGUCUCCCAACUACGGUGUUCUGUAUCCACAACAGCAGCAACAACAGCAACAACCUCAACAACAACGUCUGAUGAGUGUUUCGAACGGCAACGGCAAUCUGCUGAUGAUGGGCAUGAAUCAACAAAUGAAUCCAGGUGUUUCCAUGGCUGGUGGUCCUCUGCGUCUGCCUCAUAUGGGUCGUCAAAUGUCUCCUAACCAGGCUCAGCAACAGUACAUGCAAGGAAACGGCCAGUCCCAGAAUCCUCAGCAGCCUAAGUUCGGCGGAUAUAGCCCACAACCAGAGGGCCUGAUCGAAGGUGGACCACAUAUGAUGCAACAAGGCCCACCUAUGGUCAACCAGUACAAAAUGGGACCUGGGAUGAUGCAGCCAGGGCAACAGCAGCAGCAACAGCCAAUGCUGGCACAGGCUCAAGCUCAAGCCCAGGCUCAAGCUCAGGCUCAAUUUCAGCGUCAGGGUUUUCAAAACCGUGGACCUCAGGGCCCCCAGGGUCCUCCUAAUCAAGGUGAGGGUGCUGUUCUGCAAACCCCUCAAACCCAAAAUCGUCCUCAUCCGCUGGCCCAACCGCUGCAACAAUCAUCGACACAACCUCAGGGACAGACACCGGGCAAUGGGCUGCAGGGUCCUGGUUUAAAUAAACCUAACCACUCGCGUCCUCAUUCCGCUCAGCAUACACCUCUUCAAGGCCAUUCCGUCAACCCAGCGCUGGCACAGGGUCAGACAGGAGGCCAAGGUCAGGCAUCUCAAAACCAACCUAAUCAGGGUAAGUCAGGACAAUCCCUACCGCCUGGUCAGGCCAUGCAGAAAAUGGGAGUCUCUCAAGCUGCUCAAAAUGAAGUUCAUGCAAAGAUUUUUCGCCGUAACUUGGGUAAUGCCGCAGUUGUGCGUCUCAUUGAUCUUAUAGAUCUAGUUCUGAAUGAACCAAUGGACAGUUUGCGUACGAUUGAGUUCUGGACGAGGCUAGUGCUGGCAUAUUUCGUCCCCUCUGGCUCAAUCCGAUUUACAACUGCUGGUACAGGAAGGAAGCCAAAUCAGCCAAACACCAAUACAGAUGGCUUUUCAUUUGAGUCCAAUUCCAGCAGCCCGAGAAUGUUUGAGCUUGAUGUCACUAGUGCACCUCGUUUCUUUUUGUCAAAUAUUGCCUCUCAGGCUUUGGCUACACUUCAAUUGUUUCUUUCAGGAACGAAAUUUCAGGUCAUGAACAACGGUAUGAUAUUCAUAGGCUCCAAGCUUACUAUCAACUACUACUAUCUGGAUGGCUCCAUGGGAACUGCUAAUGGCUUCUGUCGUGUGCUUUUGAACAGAGAAUUCAAGAUAGAGUGGGUAGACUGCCGCAUGCUUCAGUAUCGCAGUGCUGUUGGAACGGCCUCGUUAGAGAAUCUUUGGCAAAACUAUAGCAACAACGCAGGAAACUCUAAAUUGGGACCAAAGGAUUUCAUCAAUUAUCUUACGGAUAAUUGCCAGGCGUCAAAAACCAUGGCUAAUUGCGGCCUCCAUGGCCGUGCCAUGAGGACAUUGCAAACAGGCGAUUUGAUGACCAUUCUCAGUCCACUUAUGGCUUUUUCCUCGAGCAAUAAUAUAGCGUCGCCACUUAAGGCCAUCGAGGAAUUCACCACCAACCCUGCUAGUCUUCUGAGGAUGGGUUCUGCUGCGGGCGGCGUCAAUGGAUCAGUAUCAAGUCCAUCCCCGCGCACUGUCUCGCAAGAGGAUCCCAAGCAAGCGCUUAAAAAAAGACGUCUACUGUCAUCAUUUGCAAGCCCAAUGAUGUCUGACGCUCGCGGAAACUAA
This is a messenger RNA of Candidozyma haemuli, 1923 nucleotides long. RefSeq names its product Mfg1p (gene MFG1). Lineage: Eukaryota; Fungi; Ascomycota; Pichiomycetes; Serinales; Metschnikowiaceae. The coding region runs from base 1 to 1923 and encodes 640 amino acids. The transcript has a single exon. The record is from RefSeq and is a predicted model, not a curated record.